This is a messenger RNA of Petromyzon marinus (sea lamprey), 1636 nucleotides long. The record is from RefSeq and is a predicted model, not a curated record. NCBI's taxonomy places the organism in Eukaryota, Metazoa, Chordata, Hyperoartia, Petromyzontiformes, Petromyzontidae.
UGAGGACACGCGUCACGUGGGCGACUGCUCGCGCGCCGUGACGGAGGCGGCGCCGAGGAGGCGGAGCCGCGUGACGCUGCGCUGGGAGGCCCCGCCCCCUGGGGCCGGGUGCGUCUCCCUCUCGGCGAGUUUAGUGAUGAAGCGAGUGAUCUGGUUCCAGGAGGAAGGGCCUCUGACGAGAACUUUGUGUGAGAGAGGGCGGGAGGAGGAUGACACAAAGAAGCCCAUUCCACAGUGCUGUGCCUGCGACACGGCCAAGUACCGUCUCACCUUCUAUGGAAACUGGUCGGAGCAGACUCACCCCAAAGACUACCCCAAGUUCUCCCCCCAUUGGUCGGCCGUCAUCGGCGCCUCCCACAGCCGCGGCUUCAUCCCCUGGGAGGUCGGAGCCCUGGCGAGCGAGGGGGUGCGGAGGGUGGCUGAGUGGGGGUCGCCAGUGGCCCUCGAGGACGAGAUGAGGGGGCAGGGUGACGAGGUGCUCACAGUCAUCAAGAUGAAGCCCCAAUGGCCGGCAUGGCAACCAAUCAGUGUGCGAGCUCCGCCCUCUGCCGAGUUCUCGGUGGACCGCACGCGCCACUUGAUGAGCUUCCUGUCCAUGCUGGGGCCCAGCCCCGACUGGGCCGUUGGCCUCUCGGCUGAGAACCUCUGUACCAGAGGUUGUGGCUGGGUACAGCGAACCAGUCACGACCUCAUCCCCUGGGAUGCAGGCACAGACAGCGGAGUGACAUACCAGUCCCCCAACUCCCCCACGUUCCCCCCCGAGCCGAUCCGACCUCUGACGUCACUGGAGGGGCUCUCGAGCCCCUUCUACGACCCCGAGGGGGGGCCCGUCACUCCCGUCGCCAGAGUCGUCAUCGAGAGGCUUGCUCGCAAGGGCACGCAGUGCAACACGGAGGCGGACAGCGUGGACGACGUGGUGGUGAGCACCGAGGUGGACGAGCAGAGGGGAGCCGACGACGACACUCCAGAAACCUGCAUCUACGCUGCCUGGUCCCCUUGGUCCUCCUGCGGACCCUCCUCCACCUCCUCGUCCACCUCCUCGUCCACCUCCUCGUCCACCUCCUCGUCCACCUCCUCCUCCUCCACCUCCUCCCCACCGCCCCCCGCGUCUCCCGCGUGGCCGUGCCCCCCCGGGCGCCAGCUGAGGCAGCGGAUGCUGAAGGCCCAGCUGGACUUCUCAGUGCCAUGCGGAGCCACACAGGACUCACGAACCUGCAGCCUGCACACGUGUCCACAGGUCGUGGGUGGGUGGGUGGACCCCCACCCGGAGUGCCGCUACUCCGAGUGGAGCCGAUGGACUCAGUGCUCCGUCUCCUGCUCCGCCGGAACCCGCUCGCGCUCCCGGACCCUCAUCGGGAACAACAACAACAACAACCACAACAACAACAACAACAAUCAGCAGGGAGACCCCAACAACAGCAACAAUCAUCAGCAGCAGCAGCAGCAAGGGGGGGCUGUUGGAGACUCGGAGUGUCCCGGAGACAGCGUGGAGAGGGAGGCGUGCAUCGUGAAUGAAGACUGCCUGGUGCCCCCAGGCUGCGCCCUCUCUGAGUGGACCACGUGGUCUCCCUGCUCAGCCAGCUGUGGGGUGGGGGGCCGCUCCAGGGCACGCGCCCUGAGGGGGGGGGGCCCCGGG